AUGGAUACCAAAAUUACUCCUAUUGAUACCUUAAGAAAUAUAACUCUUACCGAACUCAAAGACAAUUCUAAUUUUAAAGCAGGCAAGAUUUGGGAAAAUGCCCCUGCAUUGAUUUUAGUUGUUCGUCGACCUGGUUGUCAAUUAUGUCGGGAAGAAUCUGUGAGAAUUUCUUCUCUGCGUGAAUUAAUAUCGGGAAAAAUGGGUCUAAAUAUGGUAGCUAUUGUACACGAGAAUUUGAAUAAUGAAGUUGAAGAUUUUAAUCAAGGAUUUUGGAAAGGCACUGUUUAUUUCGAUAAAGAAAAGGCAUUUUUCAGUGCAAUUGGAGGUGGUAAAAUACAAUAUGCGGGUCUUACGAAUAUACUUAAGCCAACUGUAUGGUACAACAUCUGGAGUAAUUAUAAAACUGGUGUCACUGGCAACCUUAAAGGAGAUGGAACUGUUUUAGGAGGAACGUAUAUUAUCAAAUCGGGUACAGAAGGAGGAAAAGUAAUUUAUCAAUAUCGAGAAAAAGUAUGGGGAGACCAUGCACCUCUCGAGGAAGUGUUGAAAGCUUGUGAGCAAGUUUCCCCCAAAAAUGGUGAAGCUUCAAUUCAAUCUGACAUAAAAGCAGCUUUGGAAAAGGUUAAAUCCGAAUCUUUACUUUUAAAGGAAGAUGACGCUACUUCGAAGACUUGUAAUUCUCAAGAAUCUUGUGGUUGA
This is a messenger RNA of Funneliformis geosporum, 699 nucleotides long. The record is from the annotation of a GenBank genome assembly. Lineage: Eukaryota; Fungi; Glomeromycota; Glomeromycetes; Glomerales; Glomeraceae.